AUGAACUGGACUCCUCUCAGUUGUGUCAAACAGCAAAUUUUUGAAGCUGAGAACUUGUUUGACCUACUUCUAGAAACUUGCCUAAUGCAAACUUUCUUCCGUCUGUGCCCCUCCCCCCCCCCGAUAGACCUUCCCGAACACAAGUACUCUGACGGAAUGAUCGACACAGACUCUACCACGGUCGUGGUCGACAGCGUGGGCAUGGUCCUGGUUGCAGUCUACCAUGGCAUCAUCAUCAUCGUCCUGGUGAACAUGCUGAUCGCCAUGAUGAGUCAUUCGUUUGAGAGCAUUCAACCCGAUGCUCUGCCUGCUAAAGACUCUCAGGGCUUUGAGUUAAACAGGCUGCUUGACUGGAUUCAAAAGGUGUUUACGUUGGGCAGUGAAGGCAAUCCUGUCUCUGUUGCGGCUGCACGGCACCCCUCUAACGGACAGUUUAAGAGCAAUAGGGCGACCGGGAUCGGGGACCGAGAAUCGAUGGGCGCGCUGUAUCGUCUUGCGGCAACCUCUCCAAUUUGUCGGAGCCUCACCAGUGAUACAAAUGAUGACCAGGCCUCAGUCACCUAUGCUGUGGAUAUGGACGGCUUCCGCUCAGAAGCAAACAUACGCGCUUCUCAAGAGGAGGAGGAGGAGGAGAGGGAGAAGAAGGAAGAGGAGGAAGAGGAGGAGGAGGAGGAGGAGCGGAACGAAGACAAGGAAGAGGAAGAAGAAGCGAAUAAGAAGGAGGGGAAGCAGAAGAAGGGUCGGGAGGAAGGCAGAGAAUUGAGCGACUGCGACGUCGAGUGGAAAUUUGCCAGAACCAAACUCUGGCUCAAUUACAUCGACAACAGUUCCACCCUGCCUUCGCCCUUCAAUAUCCUGCCCACCGCUCACAGCCUUGUCAGGGGCAUGGACUUCAUCAAACGUUGCUUUGCAGACAGUAGCACCUUCAUCAGUGGGGAUGCCCGGAGCAUUCAGUUUAUCAAGGUAAGUCUUAAACACCCUCUUUUGCGUCGUCCUUACUCCCCGCCCUCGAGUCAUUUAACAUUUCUAUCCAUGUCUACUCGCACUCCGAAAUACCUGUCUUCAUUACUUCAUCGGCACCGAUGUAGACUGAUUGUAUGUAUGGCGAUGCACUCGGCGUGGCAACUGUGUCCAAACCUCUUCAGCCUGUUGAUUGCGUUUGUUUCGUCCAUAUCACGUCGGGUUCACCAUUUGGGAACUAUCGUAGGGGAACUUGCGAACGGCCAAGUAGGCAGUGGACGAAUCCAGUAG
This is a messenger RNA of Dibothriocephalus latus, 1251 nucleotides long. NCBI's taxonomy places the organism in Eukaryota, Metazoa, Platyhelminthes, Cestoda, Diphyllobothriidea, Diphyllobothriidae. The record is from the annotation of a GenBank genome assembly.